CGGAGGUUAAAAGCAGAAGGAAUGACGAAGGAGCGACUGUGCCGUGAAGAGUGAUCGACAGGUGUUCAGACCUGAGCUGAGGCGAGGAUUUUAACUUUUGGAAAGCCAGUGACAGAGCCGUCUCCACAGGUGAACGUUCAAAAUGAGCACCUACACAACUUCCAAGGCCAGGGCGCUCGAAGACAGCAAGAGGAAAUCCUCCCUGCUGAAGGACAACAGCUGGAUCAAAAAACCUGACGACGAGGACGAGGCCGUCGACCGAGACCCAAACUUUGCUAAAACCGUCUUGAGUCGAGUGAAGACCACCGAAACCACUGUGAGUUCAGAACCUGUGCCGGAGAAAACUGCGAAGCCGAAAAGUUCAUCCACGUCUGUGCAGGCCCUCACCCAAAGGUUCAGUGGAAGUAGAGAGGACCUGAAAAGCAUCACACCGUCUUACUACUCAAAAAGAAGUUCCAUUGGGAAGACAGAAACUUCCAGCACCACUAAAACUACAACACCUACCAAAGAGGGGACAACUGAGACCACCACCACCACCACCACCCAAAGUGUCAAGUCUCCUGUGACCAAAUCAUCCCCUAAAACUGACACAUUCUUGGAUCGCGUCAAAGCCUCAAGCAAAGGGUCACAGUACUCACCCUACUCACCUACCAAGACAACAAAACCUCCUAUUAUCAGCCCUAAACCUGCGGAGGAACAACUUUCCAACUCGCUUACCCCCACAUCCACUAAGGAUGAUACCCCAACCAAAGACAGCAAAACAUCUGUGACCACAACUGUGACGGUGAAGAGUGACAGUACGAAGAUUGAUGACAAGCUGAAUGACUCCCACUUGCCUGACUCCAUCACAUCUCCUGUCAGCAGCACAACCACCACGAAGAAGACUUCUACCGUGUUUGUGGACGACGACCAGGAUGCUGAGGAUAAACUCUAUGACUCCCUGAUUCCCAACGCCAUUAAAGACAAGGAUGGAGACAGUUACAGCAAAACAUACGUGUCCAGCAGCAAGACCUCGACUGUGAAGAGCUCCUACACUGUGAUUGAGGACAAGCUGACUGACUCUCACUUGCCUGAUUCCAUCAAAUCACCUGUCAGCAGCACAACCACCACAAAGACUUCUACCGUGUUUGUGGACGACGACAAUGAUGCUGAGGAUAAACUCUAUGACUCCCUGAUUCCCAACGCCAUUAAAGACAACGAUGGAGACAGUUACAGCAGAACAUAUGUGUCCAGCAGCAAGACCUCGACGGUGAAGAGCUCCUACACUGUGACUGAGGACAAGCUGAAUGACUCCCACUUGCCUGAUUACAUCAAAUCUCCUGUCAGCAGCACAAGCACCACAAAGACUUCUACCGUGUUUGUGGACGACGAUGAAGAUGACACCAAAACGUCAACAUCCCCAACAAACACCGUCUCAACGCCUGUGGAUGACCUGUAUGACACCCUCCUGCCUAAAUCCAUCACAUCUUCUGUCAGGGAAGAAAGCCCAUCAACACCAUCCUCCACACGUAGCUUCAGCUACAGCUCAUACACUGAGGAUCCUACCUACACUCGCAACAGCUCGUACAGCAGCGACUACAAAACCUACUCCUACUCCAGACCAGACUCAAGUUAUGAGUACAGCAGCCUCAACAGCCCCUCCCGCUACAGCUCCUCGUCGUACAAGAGCAGCAGCUUUUCAGAUAACAUCCUGUCAGAUCAAAUCUACUCCAAGUCUUCCACUAAGAGUGUUUAUCAGUCCCCUGACAGGCCUGUGCUCGAGAAGGACCUGUGCACCUCCUGCCGUAAGCCCUUCACUGGCGAUGCCAAGAUGGUCCUGGACGACAUCAAGCUCAACUGCCACGCUAGCUGCUUUAAAUGUGAAGUCUGCAGCAUGUCUCUGGGUAAUCUGAAAGCCGGGGACAGCAUUUGGAUCUACAAACGCAUGGUGCACUGCGAGACCUGCUUUGAGAACACCAGAGAUAAAUGGUGCCGCUGAACCUCCGUACCGAAGAAGUAGAUUACCGUGUUUGGAUUGUGUGGGUCAUACUAAGACAUCUUUGACUGGCUGCUUUGAAAAAUCACAGUUACAUCAUUUAAAUGACAUUUAAUGUGACAUUACAGCGCACACGUGACAAAAAUCUACUAAUAUAAUUGUAUUAGAAUGCUGCUGCCUCUACCUAUACUCUCUUUUAUGUGCCACUUCUUGGGGGACUCUUCUGAGUAACAUGACAGGAUAUUUUACAAUUUUACUGAGGGCCGGGGGCUUUUUCUUUGUGCAAUAAGGGCAAAUAAAACUUCUUUAUAAACAUUUAUUUCCUCAAAGGUCCCCCUUUUUCUGAUCUACGUUUACUGCUAAGUUAUUAUGUGGUAGUACAGAACCCCAAAAAUGUAAUGAAUUUUAAAGAAAGGGUUUUUCUUAGAUAAGAUUUAAAAUUACUUCACUGGAAACAGAACACAAUUAGUGUUGUUUUAAUGAAAUACAAUUUUGUUCAACUGGAUGCUGAAACCCCAAGAAAAAGGUCAGGCUAUUUAGUUUUAUUUGAGGGGAAUUUCAGAAUAUCCGUUUGCAUUGUUUCCAUGCAAGUGUGUCAUUUUCUUUUUAAACCAUGUAAUUGAGUUUAAAAAAAAGCAGAGAUAAUGCAUUUUUAAAUGUCCUUUCCUAUCUGUAAUGCAAUAAACAAUAUUUUUGUUUUUAUGAAUUGCAAUGGAAUAUAUUCAGUUUUGAAAGAAUAAACAGCAUUGUAUCAGCACUGUAUCUAUUUCUCAUUAAAAGAAAAGACUAAAGGGUA
Molecule: messenger RNA, 2771 nt
Organism: Fundulus heteroclitus (mummichog)
Lineage: Eukaryota; Metazoa; Chordata; Actinopteri; Cyprinodontiformes; Fundulidae
Gene: scel
Product: sciellin
Exons: 33
Coding region: 143-1978 (611 amino acids)
Biological process (GO): epidermis development
Cellular component (GO): cytoplasm
Source: RefSeq, a predicted model, not a curated record